Molecule: messenger RNA, 753 nt
Organism: Prosopis cineraria
Lineage: Eukaryota; Viridiplantae; Streptophyta; Magnoliopsida; Fabales; Fabaceae
Product: cysteine-rich repeat secretory protein 38-like
Exons: 1
Coding region: 1-753 (250 amino acids)
Source: RefSeq, a predicted model, not a curated record
AUGACAACCUCUUGUGUCCUCAUUUCUUUGGCUCUGGUUUGGUUCCUUCCUAAUCAUCUUAUCAUUCUCUCCGCUCAGCCACCUCCUUUCGUUUAUCACAAUUGUUCACUUGGCAAAGCAACGUACAUAAAGCCAAGUGCUUAUUACACAAACCUCAAUGCUCUUCUUUCCAGUUUCACUCUCGACACAGUAAUUGACUAUGGCUUCUACAGUUCCUCCUUCGGCGAAAGCCCCAAUAAAGUUCACGCACAAGGGCUGUGCCGAGGAGAUGUGGAGCCGUAUUCUUGCCGAAAGUGCCUCAACGAUGCCAAAACCCUUCUCCCAAAGCUGUGUCCAAAUCAGAAGGACGCGUUUGGAUACUAUGACUUUUGCACUUUUCAAUACUCAAGUCGUUCAUUGUUGGGGAUAUAUCGGUUCCCUGAGUUUUCGUACAGUUUUAACAACCCACAAGAUGCAGAAGAUGCAGACAAGUACACAAGUGCCCUUAAUGAUCUGAUGCGAAGCCUGCAAACCAAAGCUGCUGCUGGGGACUCUAGUUUUAAACUAGCUGUGGGAUAUAAGAUAGCUGAUGAAGUUGAAACUGUCUAUGGUCUUGCUCAGUGCUCGCCGGAUUUGUCUAGGAAAGAUUGCAAGGCUUGCUUAGAGAAGGCUAUCUCGGAAAUCCCAAAUUGUUGUGAGGACAAGAUUGGUGGUAGGGUUAUCAAACUGAGCUGCAAUCUUCGAUUUGAGAAGGUCCAUUUCUAUUAUGAUUAA